AUGUGGGCCGUGCGAGCUGCAGUCUUGCUGGAGGCCGGCUUUUCUCGCGUGGCUCGGAGUAUCCUGUCACCGAGGGUCGCGCUCCAGCUGCCGCUCUGCCCCCAACGCGCGUUCGACUCUCGAGGACAUGGGAGUGCGGGGGAUGUGGAGGGGCGAGGGGGCAGGCAGUGGGGCUCACGGACUAAAGACCGGAGGAGCCGGGCGGUAGAAGAGCAAGAGGAGGAGCCAGACGAUGCGGAGGAAGAAGAGGAGCUACUGAGGGGGGACCCCUUGUUGCCAGCGGGGACCCAGCGCGUGUGCUUGAUUCAUCCUGAGGUCAAGCGGGGACCCGGCGAGCCGCAGCUACCGCGAGCCAAGUGGCAGUUGGCAGAAGCAGAAGCACUGGUGGGCACCCUAGAUAACUGGUCAGUCGUGGAGACGAUGGUGGUACCCACGAAAACACCCGACAAGAAGUCUUUGUUCAGCAAAGGCACCUUGGAGCACCUGACCGAGACAAUCCGAAGGUCCCCAGAAAUCACAGCUGUCUUCCUGAACGUAGAGCGCUUGGCCACACCCACCCAGAAGGAGCUGGAAGCAGCAUGGGGCGUGCAAGUGUUGGAUCGCUUCACCGUGGUGCUUCACAUCUUCCGCUGCAAUGCGCGUACACGUGAAGCCCGGCUGCAGGUGGCAUUGGCAGAGCUGCCCCUCCUGAGGGCAAGUCUGAGGGACGGCAGCAUCUAUCGCAACAGCAGAGGGGGCUCUCGCUACAUCAUGGGCUCAGGAGAAUCCUUCAUGCAGGUGCAGAAACGUCUAUUGAGAGAGAAGGAGAUGAAGAUCCAGAAGGCCUUGGAGAGACUCAAGGGGAAAAGACGCCUCCUGGGGAAGCAGCGGCAGCAGAGGGAACUGCCAGUUGUUUCACUGGUGGGGUACACGAACUGUGGAAAAACCACACUGGUGAAGGCACUGACAGGGGAUGCUGCCAUCCAACCCCGGGACCAGUUGUUUGCCACACUGGAUGUGACGGCCCAUGCAGGGUCACUGCCCUCCCGUAUGACUGUCAUUUACAUGGACACUAUUGGCUUCCUCUCCCAGCUGCCCCAUGGCCUCAUUGAGUCCUUUUCUGCCACACUGGAAGACGUAGCCCAGUCAGAUGUGAUUAUUCACGUGCGGGACCUAAGCCACCCUGAGGCUGAGCUACAGAAGGCCUGUGUCCUGUCUACACUGCAAAACCUGCACCUGCCUGCCCCACUACUUGCCUCCAUCAUAGAAGUUCACAACAAGGUGGACCUGGUGCCAGGGUACUGCCCCACAGGGACACAUGCCGUGGCCGUGUCUGCCCUUCUGGGAUACGGGUUGGAGGCGCUGAAAGCCAAAUUGGAAGAUGCUAUUUUGUUGGCAACAGGAAGACAGGUCCUUACCCUCCGAGUGCAGCUGGAGGGUCCACAGCUCAGCUGGCUGCACACAGAGGCCACAGUGCAGGAGGUGUCUGUGCUUCCCGAGGCUGGCGUCGCUGAUGUCACCGUCAUCAUCAGCAGCUCUGCUCUGGGCAAAUUCAGGAAGCUCUUUCCAGGGUAAAGAUUGUCCAGGCUCCUGCCUGCACCUUUGGGUGUGGCAGACACUUCCUCGCUGGCUCUAGUGUCCCAGAACAGCAUGUGAGCACCCUGUGCCUGUGGCUGAGCAAGACACUUGUCACCAGGCCUGCUGACCCUGCGUCAGGCCACACUUAUUCCAUCCAGGCCUGUUGAUCGCAGUGUCGGGCUAUGUUUAUUGCAUCAAGCCUCAGCCCGCUGACCCCUCCCAAAUCCCACAGUGUUGGAGAUAGAGGAACAGACAGCCCAUCAACCUGGCAGCCCAUGAAUGUGACGAGCCAGCAUCUGGCAUCAGGUGUGCUCACCCUCACAUCAGCCCCAGGGCCACAUUCCCCUCCUAUGUGCUGUGGCAAGUCACAUAAUUACUCUCCUUUCUGGGAGAAAUACAAACUUUCAAAAUUUGUUU
Suncus etruscus (white-toothed pygmy shrew) is the source of this 1974-nucleotide messenger RNA. RefSeq names its product GTP binding protein 6 (putative) (gene GTPBP6). The transcript is spliced from 10 exons. Gene Ontology annotation, molecular function: ribosome binding; GTP binding. The record is from RefSeq and is a predicted model, not a curated record. Gene Ontology annotation, cellular component: cytoplasm. NCBI's taxonomy places the organism in Eukaryota, Metazoa, Chordata, Mammalia, Eulipotyphla, Soricidae. The coding region runs from base 1 to 1554 and encodes 517 amino acids.